ACUCACUGAGGCCUGUAAUAACUUUCAAACAAGGGCUAUGCUUCUCUCACCAUGAUCAACUCGCCUUCACCUUGUGUUUCUCCAACUGCUUCACUGAUCACGGCUCGUUAGCGUGCACUAACGCCCACGGCUUGUUUUACUUACCUUUCUAUUUGAAAAGCCUUCUCCCCUACAAUACCGUCAGCAGGGCCAGAGCCGGCUUCGAUAUACACAACUGUAUGAGGAACAUGGCUACCAUAGACCAAUUAUCCGACCUGUUUACCAUCUUCAAGGAAGAGCCUGCGACAACACAGCAGCCUGCGUCUACGGAUAUCAGCUUCGAAUUUCCAAGGCGCGAAGGCUAUGAGCGCAAACUAUCCAGGCCGAUGAUGGCUAUGAGGGCUCGGUAUGCAAGUGCCAGGACGAGCAUGCCCCAUCAAAGCACGACUAUGGAUCCUACCAACCCAGCCACUGGACCAAAUGCAGAGCCUACCUUGGAUCCCUCAAAGUCUGGAGAAGGAAAAGGAAAAGCCCCGCAGAAGCAUACAGGCUCUGACUCAGGAACUCACGGCUCUUCGACACCGUCCGCAACACCGGCAUCAUCGGCAAGCUCCAGCAGCCCGUCUGAUCUUCUGGAACACUAUUAUCGCGCCGAUCUCGGUUGGGGUUCGGGUAUUGCAGAGUGCAUGAGUGAGUUCAAGAAUCAUUUCACUGAUAUUGGAGCCCCUCUGCCUGAACCUGAUUUCACCGCGGCCGCGCUUGAGUUCCUCGAAGAAUACCGCGAGGACCAGAGGAUGUCAGGAUUUGUUAUCACCUACCUGCGCAAGUUCUUCGCCACGACGGAAGAUUUCGACAAGUUGGAGAAGGUCCCCAAGUUCGGAAAGUUCCUCGAACUCCCUCUUGAGCUGCGCAAGCGCAUCUACGAGAUAGCCCUGUGCACAGGUAAAGAGAUCCAUCCCAUCCUAUGCGACCGCCAGCGCAACGGUAGCAUCAAGUUUCACGACGAAAACGGACACUCCCGCAAGAACCCAAACCACAACGCAGUCUCCAAGCUCCUCGGCGUGACCCGGACCUCGAAGCAGCUCCGCGAAGAAUCCCUGCCAUGCUUCUACUCCGCCAACACCAUCACUGAUACCAAAGAUGUGACCACCUACUUCGCAUACCUCUCGCACCUCAACCGCUUCCACAUGAUCCGGCAUGUGCGUCUCACCAUCCCACUCCUCACCGAGCGAUGGGCAGCCCAGCUCCUCGUGCAAAUGAACACAUAUGUCAAAGACGUCGAGAAAUACGACACCAAGCAUGCAACAAGCGGUACCAAGUUCACUCGCACAUAUCUCGUCAACCACCCGCGCUACAUUGCCGGCGGCCUGGAUUCCAUGAAUCUCUUCAUCGUCCUGCGCAUGCUAACCUCCACCUACCCCUCCAACACCGACGGCUACACAUCUUCCCUCACCCUGCCCGUCCCGUCCAUCGCGUCCUUCACCACCUACCAGUGCCUCCGCUACUUCCCACUCGUAUGCCACGGCCUCGGCAUGCACGUGCGCUAUCUCGAGGGCCACGAAGUGGUGCAGAACAAAGUGCGCAACAUCACUAUCGACUGGCAGCAGAAGUUCCAGAAGAAAGGGUUUGGCGCGGGCGAGGAGGGUAAGGUCGAUGUGGAUGUGCGCAAGCGCACGCUGGAGAUGUUUCCAGAUGUGGAUGGGAGGGAGUUCCGGGUGAAUAAUACGCAGUAUUAUCGCACGAACUGUGAUGGAGAGACGCUGGAGUGGUGGAAGGUGCAGCAUCAUGGGGAGGGGAGUGGGGUUGUGGAGUGA
Parastagonospora nodorum SN15 is the source of this 1793-nucleotide messenger RNA. RefSeq lists its product as hypothetical. The transcript has 2 exons. NCBI's taxonomy places the organism in Eukaryota, Fungi, Ascomycota, Dothideomycetes, Pleosporales, Phaeosphaeriaceae. The record is from RefSeq and is a predicted model, not a curated record. The coding region runs from base 219 to 1793 and encodes 524 amino acids.